This is a messenger RNA of Corticium candelabrum, 561 nucleotides long. RefSeq names its product scavenger receptor class A member 5-like. The transcript has 3 exons. Bases 1 to 561 code for a protein of 186 amino acids. The record is from RefSeq and is a predicted model, not a curated record. Gene Ontology annotation, cellular component: membrane. Lineage: Eukaryota; Metazoa; Porifera; Homoscleromorpha; Homosclerophorida; Plakinidae.
AUGAAAAAUACAUUCAAGAUUGUCCUCGGUACAACUUGGGAACAACCUACCAAGGUGGAUAUUGCCCCAGUUACCAAUAUGCUGGAGUCAAGUGCAAUCCAGGUGUUCGGUUUACUAGAAAUGGCCUAUCAACAACUAGCCCCAAUGGCUACCUACAAGUCAAUCCGUCUUGUUGGUCUCAAUCGAUAUGAAGGCAGAGUGGAGGUAUUCAACGGAGGCGUAUGGGGCACAGUGUGUGAUAGGAAUUGGGAUGCAAAGGAUGCGCAAGUUGUGUGCAAGCAGUUGGGGUACCACUACGGAGGUACAGCAUAUCAAAGUGCACGCUAUGGUCGAGGCCGUGGUCCAGUGUGGCUUGACAACGUGAACUGCUAUGGCAGUGAAAACGCGAUCACAGACUGCAAGCACAGUGGGUUCGGGCAAACAAGUUGUUCUCAUAACAGAGACGCGUCGGUUCGUUGCAACCUACCACCGGUCAUCAAAGUUCCAGGUCCUGCCAUCAAAGUUCCACGUCCUGUCAUCAAAGUUCCACGUCGUCUUGAACCGGUUCCGGUUCCUGAGUGA